Messenger RNA from Aspergillus puulaauensis, 366 nucleotides. RefSeq lists its product as uncharacterized. The record is from RefSeq and is a predicted model, not a curated record. NCBI's taxonomy places the organism in Eukaryota, Fungi, Ascomycota, Eurotiomycetes, Eurotiales, Aspergillaceae. The coding region runs from base 1 to 366 and encodes 121 amino acids. The transcript has 3 exons.
AUGCCAGACCCUACUCUCCUCAAGGUUGCCGGCUACGGCUCCCUGAUCGUAUCCCUCUUACACGCGGCAUCCGGAAGGAAAUUCCAACGCGCGCGCGAAUUCCAAGCCCUCCCAAAUGCCGCAUACACAUUCAGCAUGAGCGGGUGGUACCAGGGCAGCGGGUACCUCAUCCUAGCUGGCCUGCUGAAUUUCCACUGGGCGCAGAACCCGAGUCUUCUAGAGGAACCUCUGGGGCAGGCCAUGGCGUCUGUGCUUUCGGUCAUGGCUUGGACUGUCUCGGGCUGGUACCUGUGGAGGGGCCUUACGAUUGACGGGGUGAUUAUAGCGGCUGCGGGGUUGUUCCAGGCUUGGGCGGCUCUGAAAUGA